AUGCCCACACGGAGGAGGGAUCUGCCGCUGGUGGAGGACGACUCCCAAGAGCCUCAUCAAGACGAGAUAGAUCCCCCAGUGUUGAAACAGGCCAUGAAUACAGCGCGAGGGCAAUUCGUGCGUGACCAGCCCCGACAUUCAUCCCCGCACACAACGCCAGCACUUCGAGCCAACAUUUCCAAACGGCGAGCGCCAGGUUCGGGCUCUUCGCAUGUAUCAUGGCGUAUUGGCAUGGCCCCCUCCACCGUGAUGACCUUGUCCAAAGAAGAAUCGCAAAUCGAGCAGAUUCUCUCACAAACUAGUGCCUUCUACUGCGGCAUGUUUGAAACUUCCUGGUCUCGACGGUUACAAGAGAGCAGCACCGCAUUCGACAUCAUGAGCGAAAUGGAGAAUUUCAGCGGGUCGAUCACUACAGCAGGGGGCCUUCUGGCUGUUGACAGAAUCGACACGGCAUCAUUGAUCUUGGGUCGAGUGCUCCCUACGCUUCAACACCUUUUGGUAUCGCAACAUCCGCAAUUAUACUAUGUAUUGGCGGAUCUAAGUCUUGAUACAUCGGACAAUGAAUUGGGACGGCUCCGUGGGCAGGUCAAGCGAUUUUCAGCAGGCAUAUCCCAGACCAUUCUUGGAGCACAACAUCCCAUCACACGACUUCUGCGUCUUGACCUUCCCCUUGAUCAAACCCUUCGCCUGCGUGAACUGAUCCAGCGCAAAGUCCACGAACUACACGAGCAGUUCUUCAGCCAAACAUCAUACCAAACCACCGGACAGUAUUACUAUCUCGCACGUGUGCUAGCGCAACUCGGGCAAACCGACGAGGCGGCACGGAUUCUGUCCUCGAUUAUGACCAUUUGGGAAGUCAACUACGGGAUGAACAGCCUGAUGUCGGUGACGGCGCUGCUAGAGAUGACGAAAGUGCGCCUCGCACAAAAUAACCCGGACGUGCAAGCCGAGUGCCUAGUGAACGAUGCACUGCAACGGACUCUGACACUCGAGGACAGCACUAAGGUACGGCCGUUGAGCGCGGGCAUUGUGCACAGUCGCAUGGGCUGCCUCCGCACACUGGCUCGGCUAUUCGUGAUGCGUAACAACUACACGAUCGCCCUACAGCACUACACGCAAGCGGUGCAAGUGGGAAUCAACGAGUUGGGACCUGCGGCGCCCGCGGUACUACUCGCACUCGCGGACCUCGACGCCGCAAGCAAGAUGGCUGCUCACGCAAAUGCAAACGCAGCGAGCAUCGGUCUCGAGGAGUAA
Rhinocladiella mackenziei CBS 650.93 is the source of this 1254-nucleotide messenger RNA. RefSeq lists its product as uncharacterized. NCBI's taxonomy places the organism in Eukaryota, Fungi, Ascomycota, Eurotiomycetes, Chaetothyriales, Herpotrichiellaceae. Gene Ontology annotation, molecular function: protein binding. Bases 1 to 1254 code for a protein of 417 amino acids. The transcript has a single exon. The record is from RefSeq and is a predicted model, not a curated record.